Messenger RNA from Andrographis paniculata, 1725 nucleotides. RefSeq names its product DEAD-box ATP-dependent RNA helicase 20. Bases 113 to 1630 code for a protein of 505 amino acids. Gene Ontology annotation, cellular component: ribonucleoprotein complex; cytoplasm; nucleus. The transcript has 10 exons. Lineage: Eukaryota; Viridiplantae; Streptophyta; Magnoliopsida; Lamiales; Acanthaceae. Gene Ontology annotation, molecular function: RNA binding; ATP binding; RNA helicase activity. The record is from RefSeq and is a predicted model, not a curated record.
CUUGGCGGAGGGAAUGUGCACUCGGACACUGCCCUAAUUCACAAAAUUCGCUCCCAUAAACCCUAACCGCAAUUUCUUGCAUUCCUGACCUCGCCGGCGCUGGCCGUGCAUCAUGAGCCGCUACGAUAGUCGCUCUGCCGACCAUGGAUCCUACCGCGACAGACGCGGGGAUUCGGGGUUUGAUUAUAAAAGAGAUUACGAGAGCAGUUACCACUCUUCAUCCUCCGCUAGGAAAGAGUACGAUUCGUCGUCGCGGAAAUCGGAAUUGGAUGGAUUGACUCCGUUCGAGAAGAACUUCUAUGUGGAGUCACCGUCUGUUGCUGCUAUGUCUGAAGCUGACGUGCAGGAGUAUAGGCGGAAACGGGAGAUUACUGUUGAAGGGAAGGAUGUUCCGAGGCCUAUUAAGAGUUUUCGGGAUGUUGGUUUUCCGGAGUAUGUUAUGCAAGAAAUUGUCAAAGCUGGUUUUACUGAACCUACACCUAUUCAAGCACAAGGUUGGCCGAUGGCUUUGAAGGGGCGUGAUCUUAUUGGUAUUGCAGAAACAGGGUCUGGCAAAACACUUGCUUAUCUCUUACCUGCUAUCGUACACGUUAAUGCUCAGCCAAUUUUAGCUCCGGGAGAUGGCCCAAUAGUUUUAGUGUUAGCUCCAACUCGUGAACUUGCUGUUCAGAUACAACAAGAAGCUGCUAAGUUUGGCGCAUCUUCAAAGAUUAAGAAUACAUGCAUUUAUGGUGGGGUUCCUAAGGGACCUCAAGUUCGUGAUCUCCAGAAAGGUGUUGAGAUUAUCAUCGCAACACCUGGAAGGCUAAUUGAUAUGCUGGAAUCUCAUCAUACAAACUUAAGAAGGGUCACAUAUCUGGUAUUGGAUGAGGCAGACCGGAUGCUAGAUAUGGGAUUUGAGCCACAGAUUCGGAACAUUGUUGACCAGAUUCGACCAGAUCGCCAAACUUUGUACUGGAGUGCCACAUGGCCCAAGGAAGUAGAACAACUUGCCCGGAGAUUUUUGUUUAAUCCAUAUAAAGUUAUCAUUGGUUCACCUGAUUUGAAAGCUAACCAUGCCAUUCACCAGCAUGUUGAGAUUGUCUCAGAGAGUCAGAAAUAUAACAAACUAGUGAAGCUACUGGAGGACAUAAUGGAUGGCAGUCGCAUCUUGAUAUUUAUGGACACAAAGAAGGGGUGUGAUCAAAUAACCAGGCAGCUCCGAAUGGAUGGAUGGCCUGCUCUAUCUAUUCAUGGAGACAAAAGCCAAGCUGAAAGAGAUUGGGUCCUGUCAGAAUUCAGGGCUGGUAAGAGUCCAAUAAUGACUGCUACUGAUGUUGCAGCUCGAGGUCUAGAUGUGAAGGAUGUAAAAUAUGUCAUCAAUUAUGACUUUCCCGGAUCCCUGGAGGAUUAUGUUCACCGAAUAGGUCGAACAGGAAGAGCUGGUGCCAAGGGCACUGCAUACACUUAUUUUACUGCUGCCAAUGCAAGAUUUGCAAAGGACCUUGUGAGCAUCCUUCAAGAGGCCGGACAGAAAGUUAGCCCUGAGCUGGUAGCUAUGGGUCGCGGUGCGCCUCCCCCACCAGCUUUUGGGGGGCGAGAUCGUGGAAGGGGACACGGUGGCGGCAGCAGCAGCCGGUCUUGGAACUGAGUAUGCUGUUGGUGCAAUGUUGGUCAUUUCUGAGAAGAGAAGAGAAGGUGCAGUUGUGAUCCUCACCCCACCCCACCCCACCCCACCCCAGUAUG